Messenger RNA from Triticum aestivum (bread wheat), 1092 nucleotides. RefSeq lists its product as uncharacterized. Bases 208 to 567 code for a protein of 119 amino acids. NCBI's taxonomy places the organism in Eukaryota, Viridiplantae, Streptophyta, Magnoliopsida, Poales, Poaceae. The transcript has 3 exons. The record is from RefSeq and is a predicted model, not a curated record.
UCAAGAUAUUCUCUGUACUUUAGGACCUCUGUUUUUAAGGCGUCUGUGAAGCGUCGCUUAGGCGACGCCUUAGCGUCAGGGCGCCCUCCGAUGGCAAGGCGUCGAACCUGCCUUAUACAUCGUCGUAAAGCGUCCGCUUUAGAUCCUAGGGCGUCUGAAUCGUCCGCCUAGGCGCGUAGGGCGGCGCCUUGGGCCAGAUCGGACGCCAUGGGCUGCUUCCAGGCGGGAAAGAGUGGCCCACGCGGGAAGCUUUCGCGGGAAAUAUUGGGCUCGCGCGCGAGUGCGAACAGCUCCGAUCUGUGCCCCUCCUCGCCGGGCUCAGCUCUCCCUCCAACUCUGGCGCAACAGCAAGGUAGAUCUGUAGAUGUGCUUGGCUGCUUGCCUGCUCCUCCUCUGCAUCUGUUUGCUCCCAAAUCUGCUUCUCCAUCCACAAGGCAGCAACCCCACCAUCGCUUCUCUCCUUCCCCAUGCUUGUCUGCUUGCUCUAGUGAUUUGGCUCUUCUCUCUUUGACGGUUGAUUGGGUCUUUUCUCAGUGUUGCUGCAGCAGCGAGGUGUCCCUGCUCUGAUGGAUCCUAGGAGAAGAGCUACAUCAGAUGAUCCAGUUUGGAAGUAUGGGUUCUGGCCAGAUUUAGAGAGGAAAGAUUUACUCCAGUGUACAUUGUGUGGCAAGAUAGUCCAUGCUGGAGUGAGAAGGCUGAAGCAGCACCUUUCUGGGGGUUGUAGUGAUGCAGAUAUGUGUCCCGAGGCAUCUAUGGAGAUUAGGAUAGAGAUGCGCAAAUCCUUAAACACUAGAAAGUUUAAAGCUAUGGAGCGAUAUAUUGAUGAGAAGGAUGAAGCUGAAGUUCAAAGGCGCCGUUCUGUCAUAUACAGAAGAUGAUUUGAGGCCUAUGAUUUGGCAACAACUAAUUAUGUUAAUGUUAAUUGUUAAAUUUCCUAAAUGGCUGCCAUCUGUUAUAUAUGUAUGUACAGUUUAUGAUGUCAAUGCUAGUAGUUAAAUCUCCUAAUUGGCUGCCAUCUAUUAUAUAUGUAUGUGUCUAAGGCGUCGCCUCGCCUUAUGCCUUAGCGCUUAGCCAGUGAGGCGCCCCCCCCCC